AUGUCAAUUUCGUCAUUCUCACAUAUUCAUUACGUUACAAUAACUUCGAUUUCUCCCUCUUCCUCUUUGAAAAAACUACGACGAUCAAUUGAACAGAAGAUGAAUGCUGAUCCGUGGGCACGUCCGAAGUUCCAACUAUGGAGUGUAAGCGCCGAACCACCAAGAAACACACCGGUGGUUGAAUACGGGAAGGCAAACGAGAAAAGAUUCACCAUUCGUGUUGUUCAUGGUGGGUUCUUUACAGACUACCCAGGUAAGGCGUAUCAACAGACAAAGGUUCACUUUAUUUCUCAAGUGAACAUCGAUUUGAUAAACAUGGAGAUGCUUGGCCGUUUUUCUAGAAGCCUUGGGUAUACAAGUUUGGGGAACUGA
Lactuca virosa is the source of this 372-nucleotide messenger RNA. The record is from the annotation of a GenBank genome assembly. Lineage: Eukaryota; Viridiplantae; Streptophyta; Magnoliopsida; Asterales; Asteraceae.